AUGAAGAAGGUUAGGGACAAAGAAGGCGAAGCAGACGCUCCUGGCAGACACUUUCGGCUUCCACCAUUCCAAGACGACAGGAGACUAGACAAAACAAAGAAGAUGCAGAUAAAGACACAGAAGAAAACAAAGAAGACGAAGACCACAUGGCAGAUGAAGAAGACAAAGACACUGAAGACUAAGAUAAAGGAGGCAAAGAAGACAAAGAUGAAGACUACAAAGAGGAAGAAGACAAAGAUGAAAACUAUGAAGACAAGAAGCAGCUCCCUGGCUCUGUCUGCGCUGGACGCCAACAGCGAUCGCGGCCGACAGCGACAGACAAGGAGAGUGACGAGCACAAAGGCAACUCCAACUCCCAGUCCACAGCCUCUUGCCCAGCUGGCAAGAGUCCCCCAGCGAGCAGUGGUCAGGGGCAGUGUCAGGUCAGUCCUGCCACUGUCAAAGACUGAGGAGGAGGAGAGGCCCUUUAUCAAAAUGGACUGCGAGCUUUCCCAGUGGGAAGAUGUGCAAGAGAGGCAGCAGAAAGAAAUGCCGAGAGUCCAAGAAACGUCCCAGCAGACAGCCAGGAGCAGCCAAGAGCUGUCCCAACACCAGAGUCCCCCGCAGGCCCAGCCGGCAGCUGCUCCCCCAGCGGGAGCUGCUGAGGAGGAGGAGUCCCCCGAGCCUCUGGCUCCUGGGGCAGAAGAGGCAGCAGAGCCUCCUGCCCCCAGGGAGGAGCUGCCAGCAGCAGGGACACAGAGCCCAGUCCCUGCCCCUCUCAGCCCCCCAGGCUGCAGCCAGGCUCUGCUGGACCUCGUGUGGAUCAUCAGCUACGUGAUCCUGAGCCGGGCACUGCUGGACAUCCAGGGAUCCGGGCAGCAGCCACAGGAGCAGAGGCAGCAGGGAGAAAGCCAGGACCCAGCAGUGGCAGGAAAAGCCACAGAAGAGAGGGAAGAGAGCCCCGUGCCUGCCCCCCAGAGCACCCCCAGGUCCGGGUCUGCCCUGCUGGGAAUCCCGGCCCCCAGGGAGCAGCCGGGGUGGGCAGUGCCAGAGUCAGAGCUGGCACAGGAAGGCCGCCAGGAGAGCUCAGCUUGGGACAGUGGCUGGGAUGCCUACAGCGUGGAGGAAGAUGAAGUGGAGUCAGACCUGUCCCAAUGGGGAGACUCUUCUCUGGAAGAGGUGUCCCAGCUGGGGGAUGAUGUCAGCCUCACUUCUUGGGAGAAGGUUGUGGGCCCAGUGAAGGAGGAGGAGGAGAGCCAGCCUUGUCCCCCAGAGGGGCCCAGCUCUGCCAGCCCCAUGGGCGCAGAGGUGGCAGCAGAGGAAGUGCCUGCCCUGCCCAGCACCUCUCCUGCCCCAGGCCGUGCCACGAUGGCCGAGCUGGCAGCUGCUGAGGAGGAGGAGUCCUCAGAGCUGGCACUGUCACCGCUGUCUCAGGAUGGCAGCUUUGAGACAUCAGUUUGGGACAGUGACAGCGAGGACUACUGUCAGGUAGAGGAGCCUGACUAUGAAGUACAGUCCCUGCUGUCCCAAUGGGCAGACGCUUCUCUCGAAGACGUCUCCCACCUGGAGGACAGCAGGAGCUUCAGUUGUUGCCAGAAGCGUGAGGGCCCAGUGAAGGGGGAGGACAGCCAGCCUUGUCCCCCAGAGGGGCCCAGCUCUGCCAGCCCCGUGGGCACAGAGCUGGCAGCAGAGGCAUUGCCUGCCCUGCCCAGCACCUCUCCUGCCCUAGGCCGUGCCACGAUGGCCGAGCUGCAAGCUGAGGCUCGCUCUGGAGCUGGUGGGCGGGUGGUGACAUGGCUGGAGCUGCCCAGGAAACGUCCCUCCCGCUUCAGGCGGGCGCUGCGGGCGCUGCGGGGGCUGUUCUGCUACGAUGACAGAGUAGACAAAGAAGAUGAAGAGAAAGACACAGAAGAAAACAAAGAAGACAAAGAUGACUUGGCAGAUGAAGAGACAAAGAGAGUGAAGAUAAAGACAAAGGAGGCAAAGAAGAUGAAAAAAGACAAAGGAGAUGAAAAAGAGGAAGAAGACAAAGAUGAAAACUAA
Molecule: messenger RNA, 2022 nt
Organism: Passer domesticus (house sparrow)
Lineage: Eukaryota; Metazoa; Chordata; Aves; Passeriformes; Passeridae
Product: nucleolar and coiled-body phosphoprotein 1-like
Exons: 4
Coding region: 1-2022 (673 amino acids)
Source: RefSeq, a predicted model, not a curated record